Messenger RNA from Oryza sativa Japonica Group (Japanese rice), 1778 nucleotides. RefSeq lists its product as uncharacterized. Lineage: Eukaryota; Viridiplantae; Streptophyta; Magnoliopsida; Poales; Poaceae. The record is from RefSeq and is a predicted model, not a curated record.
CGCCGCCUCGCCCUCCUCCCCUAGCUAUCACGACUUCUUCCUCUUCCCCAAUCCACGCCGCCGCCGCCUCCGCUCCUCCCCUCGAGAGUCGCAACCUGCCCUUUCCCAAUCUCGCCGCCAAAUUCUCCGGCGAGACGGCCAUGGAGGUCCCACCUUUUGCUCGCCCCAAUCGAGCCUCGCCGUUGGCUUGGGAAGCGGAUUUCCUCGAGAGGACAAAUCUCACCAUGUCGACGGUGGAGUACGCGCUUCCUACCGCAAUCAUGACGUCGCCAUCCUUCGUCGCGGAAGGCGCUGGAGGAAGCCAGAUUUGCGCCAUGUAUUCCUUUCAAGCCUUCAGUGAAAUGAUAAACGAGAGGAACGCUGAGCCCGGGAUGAUCGACGUCUUCCUACUCCCCCAUCUUCCCCUCAAUGACGUCUCCGAUGUGUACGACCAGAUCGGCAGCGGCGACGCCCCCUACCGCAUCUCAAAUGGCCCCAUGCUUCUCAACAAGGUCAAUGCUUAUCGCGAGCUGAUUCGCGUGGGUAAAGAGCUGGCGCCUCUGGAGGGUCUCAUGAAAAGCCUUGAGGACGAGCUGCUUGUCCGUCUUAAUAGCAUUGUCUCUAUACUCAAAUCAGAUGGUGAAGACAUCCCGUUGCCACUUGACAUGUCUGCAGCAACUCAGCUUCUAUUCAAGUGGGAAUCUGAUUUUGUCGAGGCCUGUGAGAUGGCAACGAAGGCCAGACGCCGCCUCAUGCUGGCAACUCUUCUGGCAAUGUUCUGGUCCUCCAGUGACGACUUUGUGGAGAAUGAAUUCUCAGUCAGGGAGGGUGAUGCAAUCUCCAUGAGUCAUGUACAAGAGACUCUCCAAAGGUUGGCUCCAGAUCUUUACCAGAAUGUGUUUGGCGCCCUCAAUGAGGUACACUAUACAGAGGAUGGAAGGCCACCGAAGAGUGUAGUUGUUUCGCUCAAGAGGCUAAUUACAGAGAUCACAUCCGAGAUGACACCUACUGAGUUCGUAGCAUUCUCACUGGAGACGAGUCGCAGGGACUUGAUUCACCAGCUAAGUGAUGUGUCCCACCAGGAAUUUCGCUUGAAGGUCUUGAGGUCUCUUCAGUCUGUGGCAUCUGCUUUAAUCCACCUCCACAUGCUGGAUAAAGAGAUGUUGGAGCCCCACCUCUCACGGCCAACACUCUUGGGGUGCAAAGAUUAUUCACCGCUAAACCAGGAUCCAUAUUGGCCCCAUUUUCAAGUUUUAUCAGAUGAGGAAUUAAGUGUUGAAGUCCGUCGAGGCUCCCUGCCAAUGUUCUGAGGUUUGAUUUUUGUGCAAAAGGAGGUGAAGAACUAGAGGAAAGUGAAGAGGAGAGAAAAGUCGAUGUUGUUUGAAAGCUUCAUGCCAUAUUGCGCCCCUUCCUUCUAAGGCGGAUGAAGGUGGAUGUAGAGCAAAUGCUUCCAUGAAAGAAAGAGAUAAUCAUUUAUGCUAACAUGACUGACAAUCAGAAACAAAUCCAAAAUCACUUGGUUGAACAAACAUUUGAUGAAUACCUGCAUGAAAAAUCAGAAAUUGGUACGGAUGCUUAUGCACAUAGUCUCCUACACACAUUCCUGUUGGCUUAAAAAGUUAAUCCAACAAGUGCUGAGUAUUGCAGUUCUGUGUGUUGUAACACGAGGCCAACACCAUUCCUCCCAUUCGGUCAAAACACUAACAACAAAGGAGGUCGUGAAGACUCCCAAGUGUUCAAGGCAGAAAGUACCUUUUCGCAUGGUAAAAUACUCUCGAAUGGGAAAGUAUCUUCGAUUC